AUGGUGCAAUUAUCGAAAUUAUGCGAUGAAUUAAAGCGUGCUAAUGUUAUUACGGAAUGUGGUGCAUUCUGUAUCAAUAUUAAUGAUAGAAUCAUCAAAACAAAGAAAUCUUCGGCGAUUUGUUUUUCAGAUUUAAUCAAAGAGAAAUAUCUUAUUGAUAAAUCGAUCACAUCAUUCAAUAUUCAUCUAGGCAUUAUAUGCCAAGAUUCAAUUGACAUACUUUCCAACUUUAUAGAAACAGGUAAACUUGAAUUUGAAGCAGAUGAGUCUCAUUAUCAUGAUAUAUUUGAAAUCGGCAGAUAUUUUGGAAAUCAAAUUCUCAUACAAAUGUAUGUUGAACUUAUUAAAUCAGAUAAAUCCCUUACAAAUGAUAACGUUUUUCAGAAGUAUGAAAUUUCUGCUUUUGAAAACGAUUCUAAGGCAAUGAGUGAUUGUAUUGAGUAUAUUUCGUCACAUUUAUACUGUUUGAAUGAUGAUGAUAUCAUAUCAAAUUUUGUCAAAAAUGGAUUUGAAUUUUGUGAAAAAAUUUUGAAAUCAAAAGAUCUGAAAAUUGAAAACGAAGACAGACUUUGUUUGCUGCUUUUAGAGACAUGCAGAAGGAACAAUACAUUAUUUGAUUUAUUUAGAUAUGUUAAUUUACACUUUUGUUCGCCUAAAAUUUAUGACGAGAUUUAUAAUUUUUCAGUUGAAAACUCUUUUGAAUCAACCCUUUUAACGAUUUAUAAUGAAACAUUGAAACAUCAUCUUUCAAUUGUUAGAGGGAAUAUUGAAAUAUCGAAUCAAUCUAUUGAAUCUUUUGAAAAACAUUUAAUUCACAAUCAAUUUAAAAUUUCUGAUCGGUCUGUUAGUAUCUUUGUGCCUUUAACUAUUGAUCGUAUAAUAUAUUAUACGAUCAAGUUCUACGCUGCGUGA
This is a messenger RNA of Trichomonas vaginalis G3, 912 nucleotides long. Its product is annotated as protein ubiquitination. The record is from RefSeq and is a predicted model, not a curated record. Lineage: Eukaryota; Parabasalia; Trichomonadida; Trichomonadidae. The transcript has a single exon. Bases 1 to 912 code for a protein of 303 amino acids.